Benincasa hispida (wax gourd) is the source of this 2680-nucleotide messenger RNA. Its product is annotated as ENTH/VHS protein. The record is from RefSeq and is a predicted model, not a curated record. Gene Ontology annotation, biological process: response to UV; transcription-coupled nucleotide-excision repair. Gene Ontology annotation, molecular function: RNA polymerase II complex binding. Lineage: Eukaryota; Viridiplantae; Streptophyta; Magnoliopsida; Cucurbitales; Cucurbitaceae. Gene Ontology annotation, cellular component: chromosome.
AAAUUUGUCUUAUUUUUGGCAAUUUUCUAAUCAACAAGUGGAUUGGAGAGAGGAUAAAGCACAGCACACUCAUGAACGGAAACGUCGAGAUCUUCAACAAUUUACCAAAAACAUAACCAAAUUUGGAAAAGAAAGAAGAAGAAGAAGGAAAAAAAAGAAAAAAAAACUUCCGCCCACCUUUGUUUACCCCGAAAGCUUCUACAUUCUUCCUCUCUUCCAAUCCCUCACCCAUGGCUGAACCGUUUCGAUUGGAAGAAGAUCUCUCCACAAAAUGGAUUAUGGAAUUGAAGACCAAAGUUGUUCAUAUUAAGAUCGCCGCCUCCGAUCUCAAUGCUACAUAAUUUCUGAUCCCUUUCUGAUUUCUUAUCCGAUUCAACCACGCUGGAUAAUUCUCUAAUCUUUUCUCGCCGUUGGAUUUGCAUCACACGGUGCCGGUGCCGCCGUCGCGGUCGUACUAUACCCGACCCGAGAGUGGAGUAAUAUAUAUAUAUAUAUUGCCGCUGUUGAAAAUUCCGGAUGGUGUCUCUGUUUGUUUGACUAAUGAUCAUGAUGGAAGAGCGAGGAGAGGGAGCUAAGGUUAGGGUUUUGAUCGAGAAGGCUACGAACUCCACGGAUUCGGAGGUCCAUCCUCGGCUUCUCAAGGCUAUCAAAUCGGUUGUUCGGAAUUCCGAUCCAGAGCUUCGAGUCGCCGCCCAAACUCUUAUGGACCUUAUGAAGCGCGACCAUUCUCAGGUCCGCUAUCUUACACUUCUGGUAAUUGAUGAACUUUUCAUGAGAUCAAAGCUUUUCAGAUCUCUUGUCGUUGAGAAAUUAGAUCAACUGUUGACAUUAAGUGUUGGAUUCAGAAGAAAUAUGCUACUUCCUGAACCAGCAGCUGUGGCAUCUAUUUUGCGUUCAAAGGCAAUAGAGUUUUUGGAGAAGUGGAACGAUUCUUUUGGUAUUUACCACAGAAAGCUUAGAUUAGGUUAUGACUACCUGAGGAACACUCUUCGACUCCAGUUUCCAAAUAUACAAGCAAAUGCAAUGCGGCUACAGCAAGAGAGGAUGGAAAGAGAAAGAAGGUCAAAAGAGAUACUGCUUGGCAAGUUUGAAAUGUUGAAAGGGAAUUUUUCUUCUAUCAAGGAAGAAAUUCAGUCGACUUUAGACGAGAUCAAGGAGUGUUUGGAUAUUGUUCAUUCUAAAGAGGAUACCAUUGCCAUGAUUCCUUUGGACGAUGGCACUACGGAAGAGUUUCGAUCUGUUGAGCUGAGACAGAUCCGUCUUGAUGCACUGAAAGAAGGAGAAACGGUUCAUGAGAAUCAUGAUAAUAAAGUGAUUUUUGAUGCAUUAAGGGAGCUUUAUAAGCUCAUGUCAAAACAUCUGGUUUCCAUCCAAGAGUGGACCUCUGUUCUUGUUAGGGUUGACUCAACGGACAUAAGAUUCAGGGAUUCAGCCUUAAGGGAGUUCAUCGAUAUACGAAAUAGUCUACGUGCAGUGAAGAAGAGAUGUGAAGAAUUGGGUUCUAACUUUGCAGAAAGUGCAAACCAUGAUGACGAAGACGAAGAUUUCUGGGAAGAAGGUCCGGUCGGAGUAAUGGAGAAUGGAGGUUCAAGGAAAAAUGAAGAUCUUGUUGUCGCGCCCACAUCCAAUGUGAUUAAAAAUGCAGACACUAAAACCAGUAGAGAGGCACAUGUUGGCAAUGCGGUGCCAAAUGGUGAAGUUUGUAGUAGUAAUCCAUCCUCCUUGAGGAACAAGCUCUUAGCUGAUGCUCCAGUUAUUGAAUGGGGGUCUUUCUUAAAUACUUGGGAUUCAAAGACGGAGAUUCUAGCUAACCAGCGAGGAUUAGAGCUUGAAAGCCACUGGGGUCGAGUAGACUACGAUGCAACUAUUCCUGCCGAGAAAAUUGCAGAACUGAAUGUCCGGGCUACACUUUACAAGGAAGAUCAACCCGAAAUUCAACCAUGUCGUGCUCCUUUAAGGAAAGGAGGACUUUGUCCGAGAAGGGAUCUAAAAGUGUGCCCAUUUCAUGGACCUAUUGUGCCACGUGAUGAUGAAGGACGACCUUUGAAUGUGAGCUCUUCAUUGGAUGAAACAACUCCUGAUCUGGAUAUUGGAUCUGUUGAAAAGCUAGCGAGACAGGCUGUGAAAAAUGUACGUGCCCGAGAUAAAGAGGCAGCAGAGAAGAGAGAACGUGACAAAAAAACACUGAAACGAGCCAAACUUGCAAAAAUUAGAGAGCACAAUGAAGUUGUUUUGCGCGACGCUGCAUUGGCAUCGACGUCAAGAUCUUCUGCUCUGGGCGAACAUAUGGAAACAACCAGUGAAGGGACCGGAUCAGCUCGGAAUGAGAAGAAAACACUUGCGUCGAUGCUGCGUAAGAAAGCAUCGACGAAAGAUAGGUUAUCACAGAGACUGUUGGGUGCAAGGUCCAGGGCUUUAACUAAGAGGGAGCUUACACUGAAUGAAGAGGCAAACUAUAGAGAAGCAUUUCCAAAUCAGUGGUAAACUCACUCUCCCUCUCUUGUGGGUAAUUUUAAGGUUGAUUGUCCAUAAGAUGAAAUUGUUUAUUGGAUAAAAUUUUGUGUAUAUUUAUUUAUUUAUUUCCCUCUCCCAUGAAGCAUUUGAGUAGAGCAAAGAUAAAAGAAAAAUACAUUUAUUUGCAUAUAUAUAUAUAUAUACCAGCAAGAAACAUGUAUGAUGA